This is a messenger RNA of Harmonia axyridis, 1117 nucleotides long. RefSeq names its product hydroxysteroid dehydrogenase-like protein 2. Gene Ontology annotation, molecular function: oxidoreductase activity. The record is from RefSeq and is a predicted model, not a curated record. The coding region runs from base 142 to 990 and encodes 282 amino acids. NCBI's taxonomy places the organism in Eukaryota, Metazoa, Arthropoda, Insecta, Coleoptera, Coccinellidae. Gene Ontology annotation, cellular component: mitochondrion. The transcript has 5 exons.
UGAAUUUGUCAUGCUUCCACAGAAUUUGAUACAAGAAUUAUUUUGUUGUCUGUGUCUGCUUUAUUCGACUGCUAUCGGAAUUUGAACAAUCAAUUCUAAAUUUUUAAUUGAAAGUUAUAAAAUAGAUCACCUAAAAUAGAAAUGCUGAACUCAGGGAAAUUGAAAGAUAAAACAAUAUUCAUAACUGGAGCAAGUAGAGGAAUUGGUGAAGCAAUAGCUAUCAAAUGUGCCAAAGAUGGGGCCAACGUUGUUAUUGCUGCAAAAAGUUCAGAACCACAUCCUAAGCUUAGCGGAACGAUCUAUACAGCAGCCGAAAAAAUUGAAAAAGCUGGUGGUAGGGCUCUUCCUUGCAUCGUAGAUGUUAGAUACGAAGAUCAAAUCCAGAAAGCUAUAGAUGCAGCUGUCGAAAAAUUCGGUGGAAUAGAUAUAGUUAUAAAUAAUGCAUCUGCAAUAAAUCUGACUGGAACAGAAGACUUAGACCUGAAACGAUAUGAUCUUAUGCAGAAUAUAAACACCAGAGGCUCUUUUCUUGUAUCAAAAUUAUGCUUGCCUUAUUUGAAAAAAAGUGAACAUGCUCAUAUUCUAAAUUUGUCUCCUCCUUUGUCGAUGGAGCCUCAUUGGUUUGCUCCGCAUGUUGGUUAUACAAUAUCAAAAUAUGGGAUGAGUAUGUUAGUUCUUGGUAUGGCGGAAGAAUUUCAACCUUUUAAUAUUGCUGUGAAUGCUCUUUGGCCUCGAUAUGGAGUUCAAACUGCUGCUUUGGAGAUGUUGACCUCUAAAGAGAGUGCAAAAUAUGCCAGAAAACCAACAAUUAUGGCAGAUGCGGCUUAUGCCAUUCUGGUACAGGAUCCAAAGCAGCCAAAUUCUUCAGGCAAUUUUCACAUAGAUGAUGAGGUCUUAAAAAAUGAGGGUAUCACAGAUUUUGCGCAGUACUGUGUGGAUCCUAAUUAUAAAGAUCAACUGAUCAUAGACUUCUUUGUCAGCAAGUUAUAAUAUUUUUUGAUAGACUUUGGUUAGGGUUUUUAUUCAUACAAAAUUCUAUUAUUUUUUACUCGUUAUAGUUCAUUGUUGGUGCAUUUGUUAGAAUAAGGUUUUAUGAGAAUAUAUAUCUAUUUGUUCA